This is a messenger RNA of Ceraceosorus guamensis, 590 nucleotides long. RefSeq lists its product as hypothetical. The coding region runs from base 117 to 479 and encodes 120 amino acids. The transcript has a single exon. The record is from RefSeq and is a predicted model, not a curated record. NCBI's taxonomy places the organism in Eukaryota, Fungi, Basidiomycota, Exobasidiomycetes, Ceraceosorales, Ceraceosoraceae.
ACUUUUGAGAAAAAAUGCCGGGUGAUUUCCCCCACACGCACGAGCCGAGCAGGAUUUCAGUGGAGCUUGGUUCACACAAAUAAGCGCAGCUUGGGCGAGAGACGCGGCGGUUGUCCAUGCACAGAUGGCAAAGUCUUACUUCUUGCCUUCUAAGCACCACGACGGCAAUUCCUGCGCCCGGUCAGCAUAGAGCACUGGCCCAGCGCAGCAGCAGCAGCAGUCGAGCGAUGGCGGGGGGGAGGGGCGGGACGGAGAUAUUGCGCAGCAGUCAGCCGGUGGGACGGUGGAUGAUUCACCGUCAAGCAGCCUCGGGCAUCGGUCAUGCCCCACCUCUCCGUGGGUACUCGCUCGAUACGACCAGUUACCAAUGGUGGAGUCAUGACUUGAUAGGAAAUCCAUUCCUCGAUUGGACAUGCUUGUGUGCGCAAAAGUGCAGAAAAUCAUUCUUGAUUGUCAUCGUGAGUCACUUCAUGCUUUAAGGGCUGCAGCGCUGUUCAAUCGAGCAGUGCUCGUCAAUCAACAGGGGCGCCGCUCGUAGACCAUCGCCACUGGGCCUUUGGCGGAAACACGAGCGUGCACGAGCUCAGACA